UCUCUCUCUCUCUCUCUCUCUCUCUCUCUCUCUCUGUCUGUCUGUGGGACAUCGAGGCGAAGGGGAGAGCUCACAACACAACACGGCGGUCCUCCAUGGCUCUGUGCAACGGAGACAGCAAGCUGGAGAUCAGCAGCGCAGAGCAGAAUGGAUCAUGUGAAGGGGCGGUGGCGAUCCUGGAUGCAGGGGCCCAGUAUGGCAAGGUGAUUGACAGGCGGGUGCGAGAACUGUGUGUACGCUCAGAGAUCCUCCCCUUGGAGACCCCAGCCUUUGCUAUCAGAGAACAGGGCUACAGGGCAAUCAUCAUUUCAGGAGGCCCUGCCUCUGUGUAUGCAGAAGAUGCGCCCUGGUUCGACCCUGCCAUAUUCACUAUAGGAAAGCCUGUCCUAGGGAUUUGUUAUGGCAUGCAGAUGAUGAAUAAAGUUUUUGGAGGCACAGUGCACAAAAAGAGCGUAAGGGAAGAUGGAGUGUUCAGUAUUGGACUGGACAACACUUGCUCCCUCUACAGAGGCCUUCAGAAGGAGGAACUGGUCCUGCUGACCCACGGAGACAGUGUGGAUAAAGUGGCUGAUGGCUUUAAAGUGGUGGCCCAAUCAGGGAACAUCAUUGCCGGGAUUGCCAACGAACAGAAGAAGCUGUACGGGACACAGUUUCACCCCGAAGUGGACUUGACAGAGAAAGGCAUGGAGAUGCUGCGUAACUUCCUCUUUGAGAUUGCGGGAUGCACAAGUAACUUCACCGUACAGAACCGCCAACAGGACUGCAUCAACGACAUCAGAGAAAAAGUAGACAAGUCUAAAGUGCUGGUGCUGCUGAGUGGCGGCGUGGACUCGACAGUUUGCACAGCCCUCCUCAACAAAGCUCUGAACCAGGAUCAGGUUAUUGCAGUUCACAUCGACAACGGCUUUAUGAGGAAGAGAGAGAGCCAGAGUGUGGAAGAAGCCCUCACCAAACUGGGCAUCAAACUCAAAGUGGUCAAUGCAGCUCACACUUUCUACAACGGAACAACAACACUUCCCAUCUCUGAGGAGGACAGGACGCCCCGGAAGCGCAUCAGCAAGACCUUGAAUAUGACCACCAACCCUGAGGAGAAAAGGAAAAUCAUUGGAGAUACAUUUGUCAAGGUGGCAAAUGAAGUGAUAGGAGAGAUGAAUCUGAAGCCAGAAGAGGUUUUCCUGGCCCAGGGUACCUUGAGGCCCGACCUCAUUGAGAGCGCCUCUCAUCUCGCCAGCGGCAAGGCAGAGGUCAUCAAAACACACCACAACGACACCGAGCUCAUCCGCAAACUCCGAGAUGAGGGCAAAGUAAUCGAACCACUGAAAGAUUUCCAUAAAGAUGAGGUCAGAGCACUGGGGAGGGAGCUGGGCCUGCCAGAGGAGAUUGUUUCUCGACACCCUUUUCCUGGUCCUGGUUUGUCCAUCAGGGUGAUUUGUGCAGAGGAGCCGUACAUCUGCAAGGAUUUUGCUGAGACAAACAACAUCCUUAAAAUCAUCACAGACUUCUCUGCAAGUGUCAAAAAGCCCCACGCCUUGCUGCAGAGAGUCAAGUCGUGCAUAUCGGACGAGGAGGAGGAGAAGCUCAUGCAGAUCACCAGCCUUCAUUCACUCAAUGCCUUCCUGCUGCCCAUCAAAACUGUCGGCGUCCAGGGUGACUGCCGGUCCUACAGUUACGUGUGCGGCGUCACAAGUAAAGAAUCUCCACACUGGGAAUCUCUCAUGUUCCUGGCCAGACUCAUCCCUCGCAUGUGCCAUAGCAUCAAUAGAGUUGUGUAUGUAUUUGGGUCCCACGUGAAAGAGCCACCAACAGACAUUACCCCAACCUUCCUGACCACAGGCGUUCUGAGCACGCUCAGACAGGCGGACUUUGUAGCUCACUCUAUCCUCAGAGAGUCUGGCUACUCCGGUAAGAUCAGCCAGAUGCCGGUCAUCCUGACCCCCCUGCACUUUGACCGUGACCCACUGCAAAAGCAGCCAUCCUGCCGGCGCUCUGUGGUGGUCCGCACCUUCAUUACCAGCGACUUCAUGACUGGCAUCCCCGCCAUGCCGGGCAACCAUAUCCCUGAGGAGGUGGUGUUGAAGAUGGUAAAUGAGAUCAAGAAGAUCCCAGGAAUCUCCAGAGUCAUGUAUGAUCUGACCUCCAAACCACCUGGCACCACAGAGUGGGAAUAAACAACAUGACGUGGCACCGAUAGGACACCCACUCACACAAUGCACAAACACACUCAACAGAUAUCAAAGAGGGCUGGGGAACUCCCUCCCUCUUUUCUGUCCUUCCUCCCUUCCUACUUUCCUCCUCCUCCUCUUCCCUCUUCCCUCUUGUACCUUCCUCCCUCUCAUCAACAUUCCCAUGGAAGGCAGACCGUACUGUGACGGGCGCACACGCAAAAGCGCUACUACUCUGCUCUCCCCACCACUCCUACCUGGUCUUAAUAUUUUUGGCGAUAGGGAUCGAUUAAUGUUGGUUAUUGAUAAUAUAUUGACUUUGUUUCAUUUCCAUGUAAAACAGUUGUAUUUCCUCUCUUAUGAUAAAAAGGUAAAAUUGCUGCUUCCUGUUGUGAGGUCAAUUAUUAAAGGCAAGUGGCCAGAUGCUGUGAACGUACGGAAAGUAGACUUUGUCGUGCCUCAGGUUGCAUUGUGGGAUGAGCAAAGCGUGAGAACAAAAGUGUCAUGAAAAGAAAGACUAGCAGAAGGAGGGUUCUGAAAAUUUUCAGCAAUUGUUUUCUGCCUUUUUUUUUCUUCUAUGUUUUUGUUUUACUGUUGUCAGUCGGAAUGUCCUCAGCCUAAGACUAUCCUCUCUAUUUGUUCAUUUUCACUUUCUGCCUGUAUACUGUGCUAUGAAGAAGGUUGUCUGCGCAAAGCAAAACUGACCAGACAAAACCUAUGUGACCAAUCAAUGAUUUCUAAGCUUUUUUUGUUUUUGUUUUGCCAAAAGUAGAAUAUGCUGUGUUGAUAUGAAUUUCUGGGCUCCUCUGACGAUACAUUUGUUGACAUGAGAUGUUGACUGUUGCCGUGCCCAUCAUGGACAGCAGUUAACCAGCUGUGCAGGAGGCCAAUAUGAUGGGUAACUUUGUAUGUGCCUGUUCUAUUGUUUUUGUUUUUGUUUUUCCUUUAGUGUGACCUGACCUGGAUGUUUCCAGAGAGGAGGAUAUAACAGUUUCUCCUCAUGCUGCAAUAUGUAUGCUUUUUAUGAAGAAUAAACAUGGCAAGAGGACUAACUAAUAACAGAAUUAUAAGUACAGUAAAGUUUAUAACCACAGUGUGUAAAUUGCUGUUGUCAUUUCAACAUUAUUUGGCUGCUCUUGUUCUCUACAGGGGCGCGUUUUUUCCACCCAAAGGCCUCUGUGCUUUAUUGACAGAAUCGUGCAUCCAGUGGAAACUUCACCUUAUUAAGUGUUUUGCUCCGUAAUGUUACAGGUCAGGUUAAAAGUAUUGUAUGUUGCCAUCUGCACUGUAAAUUCACUGUCUAAAAAAAAAAAAAGGCAUUACUGGUUAAUUUUUCUGUUGGGUAUUGUCAAAACAUAAUCUCCAGUCUUCAUUCUUGUCACCUAGACCUCAGUGAAUACAGAGCUCAGGUUUAACUGAGUUUUAAAGAGUGUAAGAUACAUUUUGUUCAGGCGUGAUGGUUCUCAUGCCUCCAGAAUUUGUCUCUGUGCCUCUCAUCCUCUGUUACUUCCUCACCUUUAGCGCUAAAUACUCCCAGUGCAACAUGUACGGUUUCCUUACUUGUCUUAACAGCUAUGGUUAUUAGUGUUUCUCCCUCUGUUCUGCCUUAUGUGUGUAUUUUAUGUUACAUAUGUCUCCAUAGAAAACAACAGCUUGAUAAUAAGACAUAAUUUUGUAGUUGGAUUUAAUUGCAAUAUCGAUAAGAUUAAGUUAUGCAAAUCUAUGUCUGAUGGGUUUUUUUUUGUUUGUUUCUUUUUGUUCAACAAUGCUCAUUCUCCUUAGUAACGUGCCUCAAACCAAGCCACUGCAUGCAGUUUCAACUAUGACAUUUGUACAAUGGAAAACUGAGCUUUAAUAAAGAUCUCCAUGUUGAAACUU
Molecule: messenger RNA, 4040 nt
Organism: Scomber scombrus (Atlantic mackerel)
Lineage: Eukaryota; Metazoa; Chordata; Actinopteri; Scombriformes; Scombridae
Gene: gmps
Product: guanine monophosphate synthase
Exons: 16
Coding region: 96-2168 (690 amino acids)
Biological process (GO): GMP biosynthetic process
Cellular component (GO): cytosol
Molecular function (GO): GMP synthase (glutamine-hydrolyzing) activity; GMP synthase activity; ATP binding
Source: RefSeq, a predicted model, not a curated record